Molecule: messenger RNA, 543 nt
Organism: Fusarium fujikuroi IMI 58289
Lineage: Eukaryota; Fungi; Ascomycota; Sordariomycetes; Hypocreales; Nectriaceae
Exons: 1
Coding region: 1-543 (180 amino acids)
Source: RefSeq, a predicted model, not a curated record
AUGUCUUCUACCAACACACCGCGAAUCUCUUCUUCUCUUCACGAAGCCGCAAGUGCUGUGUUCAAGCUCACACAGCACAACAGCCGGCUCCAACAACACCAACUCGAUCAAGCGCUGAAAUUCAGACAGCUCGCCGAUUCCUUGCAUCGAUCGAUUGACGAGUUGGAGGUGGCGAUCAUGCACCUGAGAUGUGUACCCGGCUCCGAGGCGUACUUCUAUCAGGCCCAGCAGCAUUUUUAUUCAUUCCGCCUCAUCGAAAACGAUCUCAAUAAGACUCUCGCAUCCAUCACCCACGCCGACUUCAAAUUUUGUCAAGAAACGCGGACCACCUAUGCCCAAUUUCUGGGCCAUAUUUCUUGCUACACCGGCGAUGACACUCAAGCCCUGGCAUCACUCAAAGCCACCACCGGACUAUUCGACGUAUUCCACUCGCAACAACGACAAAGACUUGCUACCAUGCGCGAUCAGCUCGAUAGCCUCACCCUUGUUAUGAACAAGAUGGCGGCUUUGAAACACGGGUUGGAGGAACAAGGGUUAAUCUGA